Durusdinium trenchii is the source of this 1395-nucleotide messenger RNA. Lineage: Eukaryota; Dinophyceae; Suessiales; Symbiodiniaceae. The record is from the annotation of a GenBank genome assembly.
CUGGUUUUGGCUUCAUGUUGCUAUGGAGAGCUGUGGCAAUGUGUGCGACUGGCUACUUUGUGGAGAGUGGCCAGAUCCUGGACCAGGUUUGUGCCAAGAACCAAGUUCGAGUUGUAGCCGCAAAGAUUUUCUGGAAAGCCUUGGUUCUAUUUUGCCUCUCGAAGAGCAAGAACAACCUUGGUUCUAUUUUGCGGGUGAUUCCACAGGCCGCCAGCUGUGGGCUGCUUUUCUGAAGGACGUGGCGAAGAUCAACCUUGGCAACUUUGUGCAGGUCAAGACACGAGUCUCAAACUGCCCCAAAACCCCACCACCGGACAAGCGUUUGCAGAGAUUUGUCAAUGCAAACGCAAGGCAAGUAGAUCUGCAACCAAACUGGACAUCGGCAGGGGAUCGGAUUUGUGAUUGGAAUGUAAGCUUUGGCCAAAGAUCGGUGCGUGUCACCUAUGACUGGCGCCGCUUCAUCAGCGACUCCACCAAUGAUUUACAUGUGUUGGAAGAGGUGGCAAAAGCAGGAAGAUGGCCUACAGCCUGGGUGGUGAUUUCUGGUGUGCAUGAUUGCUAUUAUCUCCGACGGAACUUAGCGUUUCAAGCUUCCUCCACGAAGGGCUUCUUUAGUUUCUUGGAGCAGCACCCUAUCUUGAAGAGUCGUACGAUUAUCGUGGGCAUGGAGUACAUGGUGGACAAGGAUGAGCACCCAAAGAAAAAAACGCAGAAAGUACAGGUCUUCUCGUGGUCCAAAAUCCUUGUACAACUGUUCGCGGAGACUUCACAAUAUGAUGCUAGAAGGGGCCCGAGAACAUGCAGUGUAUAUGAUUCCACGUUGGGGACUUACACGGAGCUACGCGGAUAAAGAAGUAGUCAACAGUGUGCAUUAUCCGGAAUCAGUCAUUCUAAAUGAGUUGCCAUCACUACUGACUGGUCUUUCUUGCAUUGCCAAAGGCAGGCAACAUGGUCAAAGCCAAAGCAUCUUGCCCUUGAUCACGGCACCGUUCUACACCGGUCCGCUGCUUCUCCUUUACUUCCUCAUGACGGUCGCAGCAGCAGUUUGUGCGCUGCUCGUCGUGCAUCGCGGGAGGAGAUCCUGGCGGGAAAGAGCUCUACCAGAGGGUCCAGCCACUCUUGGUGCGCGAGGGCGACAGCACGACGCUCAAGAGGCCAAGUGCACUGAACAGGAAGACGACUGAGUUUUCGGUCAUAGCACUUGGCGCCGUACUAAGCAGGGUUUUUCUGUGGUCUUGUUCCCAGGUUCUUUCUGAUCGGUCAGUAGCCACGUUUCACGUCCUGAGACAACCAGCCGGACCCACGGGCCGGCAUGGACCGACGGGACCGAGCGCUGGAGAUUUCAGCAGAGCCUUAAAAAUUAAGGCGAGGAAGAACCACGACUCUGGCGGUGAA